CACAGAGCGCAGAGGCAGGAGGCGGACCGACGGGCGUGAACGAAAUAGUAACUGUGAAGCAGUGAGGCAGCAGUGUGCAGGACAACGCAGACAGAGGAGCUUAUCCAAAGGACGUUUCCAGCAGAAUCCCUCUGCUUUUUACCCACUUUUUUUUGCCAAACUGGAGCAAGUGUUGCAUAUUUACCUCCCUCUCGACCCUCUUGUUCACGGUCGUCUCUCCCCACGUCGCGUCCACCGCCACAGCUUCCUUGGAGAUGUCCAAAAAACGACCCGCCGAGCCGGAGUCCCGGGUGAAACAGCAAGCUGCUCUGGGCUGCACCAUGCCUCUCCGCCCUUGUUUCUCUCCGGAUUCGGUAGAAUGAAGACGGCUUGAAAAAAAAAAAGAAGAAGAAGAAGAAGAAAAGUCAGAGCUGUCCCAAGCAAAGCAAAGAUGUCGGUGCCUUUGCUGAAGAUCGGCGUCGUGCUCAGCACCAUGGCGAUGAUAACCAACUGGAUGUCGCAGACCCUCCCCUCUCUGGUGGGGCUAAAUACUACCAAGCUGACGGCGGCGCAAGGAGGGUACCCAGACCGGAGCACAGGAGUGUUGCCAGCCAUCCCUGAGGAGUCAUGGCAGGUGUACAGUUCGGCCCAAGAUAGCGAGGGAAGGUGUGUCUGCACGGUGGUGGCGCCCCAGCAGUCCAUGUGCUCACGGGAUGCCCGCACCAAACAACUGAGGCAGCUGUUAGAGAAGGUCCAGAACAUGACCCAGUCCAUCCAGGUCCUUGACCAGCGAACCCAGAGGGAUUUGCAAUACGUGGAGAAGAUGGAGGUGCAGCUCCGUGGUCUGGAGACCAAGUUCAGGCAGGUGGAGGAGAACCAUAAGCAGAACAUCGCCAAGCAAUACAAGGCCAUAAAAACGAAAAUGGACGAGAUUAGACCGUUGAUACCAGUGUUGGAGGAGUACAAAGCCGAUGCCAAAUUGGUAUUGCAGUUUAAGGAGGAGGUCCAGGAGCUGACGUCAGUUCUAAACGAACUUCAGGAGGAGAUGGGGGCCUAUGACUACGAGGAGCUCCACAACAGAGUGUCAAAUCUUGAGGAGAGACUCCGAGCAUGCAUGCAAAAAUUAGCAUGCGGCAAACUGACGGGCAUCAGCGAACCGAUCACCAUCAAGACCUCAGGAUCCAGGUUCGGCUCCUGGAUGACCGACCCCCUGGCGCCUGAAGGGGACACAAGGGUCUGGUACAUGGAUGGCUACCACAACAACCGCUUCGUUCGGGAGUACAGGUCGAUGCAGGACUUCAUGACGUCGGACAACUUCACAUCCCAUCGGCUGCCCCAUCCGUGGUCGGGAACAGGUCAGGUGGUCUACAACGGCUCCAUCUACUUCAACAAAUUCCAGAGCCAUGUCAUCAUCAAGUUCGACUUCCGCACCUCGUCCAUCAGCAAGUCCCGGCAGCUCGACUAUGCCGGCUUCAACAAUGCAUAUCACUAUGCCUGGGGCGGCCACUCUGACAUUGACCUGAUGGUGGACGAAGGGGGCCUGUGGGCUGUCUACGCAACCAACCAGAAUGCCGGAAAUAUUGUGUUAAGCAAGCUGAACCCCAACACACUGCAGAUCGUCAAGAGCUGGACCACAAACCACCCCAAAAGGAGUGCAGGAGAGUCUUUUAUGAUCUGCGGCACGCUCUAUGUCACCAAUGGCUAUUCAGGAGGUACCAAGGUGUACUAUGCCUACUCCACCAACUCCUCCACAUACGAGUACAUUGACAUUGCCUUCCAGAAUAAGUACUCGCAUAUUUCCAUGCUGGACUACAACCCGCGUGACAGAGCCCUCUAUGCUUGGAACAAUGGCCACCAGGUGCUCUACAAUGUCACGCUGUUUCACGUUAUCCGCUCAGAAGAACUGUAACCACGGAAAAUGGGAUUACGUACAUUAAUACAUAUUGUCUGUGUAGAGAUCUCCCUAUAUAUACAAAAAUAUAUCUGCGAAAGAAAAAGACUUUAUCGCAAGACCAUUCUAUUUAUAAUAUCAAGGAACUUUUACCGAAAGACUGAAUCAUCAGAGAAUGCAAACUGGAUUGAAUGUGCAUAUACAUGAGACUGAAAAAAAUAAAAUAAGAAGAGUUUCAUUCCAAAAUGUGAUAUAUUUGUUAUAAGGAAAACAAAGCUUUAUAUGUUAAUAUCACAAGUUCAGAGUUGCUUGGAGAAAAAAAAAAACAGAACUGUUUUUGUAAAUAAAAGGUCUUAACACAACUUCUAACUUUAAUAUUUUCCCAUAGUGGACUUUAUUUUGAUAGAUGCCAUCCUUUUUUGGAAGUGUUUUGAUUUUGGAAUGAAACUCUUCAAUUGUUUACUGCAUAGAAAAUGAUUGUAAAAGUAGAUAAAUAUAUAAGAGUUAAAAGAAUAAGAACAGAUGCCAAAAAAAUAACAUCACGCCUUUUCUUUUUAUAUAACAGAAUAUCAACCUGUGGCUGCGGUGCUUCUGCGGAAAUCCUCCUAACUGAACUUUUUCUUUUAGUCAAGGGGUGGGGGUGGGGGGGUCCUGAAACAAAGACUCUUAAUAAACUGUUGGACCCUUCCCAUUCCCAUGAACAGACAGGAAAAUGGGACGUGAUUCUUGUCAGAAGACUUGUUAGCCUAAUGGGUGAAGCCUGUCAUAUCCUUUUUAUCAAGUACAGUAGCAAAUCAAAAGUCUGUAGAGAAACAGCAUACAAUAACAACAUCCACUAUAAAAGACCUGAAGGCACUGACUGUUGACAGCGCUGUUGUUUGAGAUGAUUUUCCUGUGUUAGUGACUGUGUGUGAAAAAGGCUUUCUUUGCAUGAGUGUUUUCUAUCACUCCGGUCUGCUCUUCUGAAUGUCUUUUGCUGUAUGAUACUAUAAAAAAAAAAAAAAGAGGGAGGGAGGGGGAAUAAGGUAAAAUACCUUUGGGAUUUGAGCAUUUUAAAUGAUGUUUACUUUUUAUCCUGCUUCGUUCUAUUUAGUCCUUGUUUUGUUUAUUUUUAUUCUUUUGCAAUUGUUGAUUUUUCAAAUGUUCUUGUAUCACUGUAACUGUUGGCACCGGUUUCGCCUCUGUGUUUAUUUAUUUGGACUGUGUAGGAGGAAUCUAUCUAGCUCACAUCUCUCUGAAGAAAAAAAAAAAAAACAGAAUGUAUCAAGUAUUGUAUCCCAGGAUCCUGGUCCUGGUAUCUCCAAUUCACAUCAUGCGCCUGUAGUAGGGAGAGUUUUUCUUUGAAAGGAUAAUCCUGUCUCAUGUCAGGAUUCUCCCCCACUGCUAGUGAAGGAUAAUGCUGUUUAAAUGUAUACCCUUGCCGAGGACAAAAGCUUUUCACUCUUUUUGCGCUUUGCUGGACAUGUGUUGUAUCUGAGAUGAGAUAGUUAAUGAUUCGUGUCAAUAAAACAGAGAAAUCUGA
Messenger RNA from Labrus mixtus (cuckoo wrasse), 3392 nucleotides. It is a transcript of the gene olfm1b, whose product is annotated as olfactomedin 1b. Gene Ontology annotation, biological process: signal transduction. The coding region runs from base 431 to 1888 and encodes 485 amino acids. The transcript is spliced from 6 exons. The record is from RefSeq and is a predicted model, not a curated record. NCBI's taxonomy places the organism in Eukaryota, Metazoa, Chordata, Actinopteri, Labriformes, Labridae.